UACACCAGGAAAAACCUCAGAAAUAUGCACAAAGAUAGAAAAAUGAUGAUAUUCUGUCUGCUCUUGGCAGCUAUUAGCAGCCCUGUGUUUAGUGAAGAAUGGAAGGCCACUGUUGUAAAACAACUUGAGGUCCUGGUUUCAUCCUGUGUUGUGGUACCCUGUUCAUUCACCCAUCCUAAAGAGAACCUGCCAGCCUCCAAACUCAGAAAGAUCUGGCAUUCUUCAAAAGGGCGAGAUCAACGCAUCUAUCAUGAAGAUUCCACAGAAAUCUCGGAAAACUUCAGGGGGCGCACAAGGUUGCUGGAGGAAAAGAGUGCUAGCAACUGCACUUUAGAAAUAACUGAAAUUAAAGACCAUGACAAUGGCCCUUUCUGUUUCCGGAUUGAACUAGCACGGACACCGGGUGAUACAUCCACCAUCGACAAGUUCUCCUUUGUUGAAGAUUGUGUUGAGUUCACAAUGCUCAAUGAACCUCCAAAACCUACACUGAUUCACCCAAAGACAGCCAUUCAAGAUCGUCCCUACACUGUCAUGUGUUCAGUAAUCCAUACCUGCCCCUCCAAUGUGCCUAAACUCACAUGGAGUAGGGCAACCACAGACACUGAUGUCAUUGAGGUCCACAGACAAAUUUAUGUUGGCUACUGGGAGACACUAUCCAUCCUGACGUUUAUUCCUGAGGAGAAGGAUGACCACAGAGAGGUCACCUGCACAUCACAAUUUUACGGCCCAAAGACUUCCUAUUCAACACUGACACUUGAUGUAAAAUGUACAGAAACCUUUAACCACAUCAUCAUUCCCACAGCAGUGGGGAUUGGUACCGCUGUGAUCUUUGCACUCUUCUGCAUUUUCAUGGUGAAAAAAUACAAGAAUCGCAUUGCAGAGCUCCAACAACAAGAAGGCAGGCAAGUAGAAAAAUAG
Micropterus salmoides (largemouth bass) is the source of this 918-nucleotide messenger RNA. RefSeq names its product Schwann cell myelin protein-like. The transcript is spliced from 5 exons. The record is from RefSeq and is a predicted model, not a curated record. The coding region runs from base 25 to 918 and encodes 297 amino acids. NCBI's taxonomy places the organism in Eukaryota, Metazoa, Chordata, Actinopteri, Centrarchiformes, Centrarchidae.